UACAAGAGACUGUGCAGGUUCAGAAUGACCUGGUGUUUGAGGCAGUCCAGGACAAAGGCAACAUGGAGCAGGCCAUUCUUGAGAUGAAGAAAAGAUCUGAAGCUAGACAAGCAGAGUUUAUAGAAAUGAAGUCCAACCUGAAGCACCUUGAAGUUUUAGUUGCUCAGCAGAGUCAGGAAUUCCAGCAGCUGUGUGAGCAGCUAGGCCAGCUGAAUGUGCCUAGUGUCCUAGCAGAGCUGAAGAGAUUGAUCUCAGUGCCUCCAGUACCUGGGCAUGUAAAAGACAGCGCUUCUCAGACGUCGCCACCUUUGGCCCAGAGCCCCAAUCUCACCGGGCGAAAAUACACCUUUGAGAAGCCAGUUUUAUGGCAGGCCCAGGCCUUCCCUGCUGCAUGGAAUCCUGGUAUGGGUUCCCUACAACCUGGAGAAUUUGGUGUCUGGGGUGAAGGAGCAAAGAAUGAUGCUCUCCAAGAAGAGGCUGCACUGCCAGCAUUUGGGUCCCAUGAAAGAAACAGGCAUGUAAAGGACAAGGCAGUGCAGACUAACUGCAAGAACUGGGCUGUUAUUAAAACAGGUGCCAAGAACUGUGGUUCCAGCAUCCAAGGCCAUAAGAUUCCUAGUGACAGGGACCUGGUUUCCCAAGGAGCCUCACAGCUCACAUCACUGGAGAUAAACAACUUUUCAACCAGCAUUAAGAAUGCCUGCCAAAAAUACCAAGCCCAAAGUAUGUUUUUGUGUGACCCAUGUGAACAUUUGGUGACUAAACAGAAAGAUGGGACUGAAGAAAUGCAGGGGAAAGACAAGAAGCAGCAGCCCAGGAAGGCCCACAGGGCCCACAGAGGCAGGCUCCUAGCCAGGAAGCAAAAACAAAUCCCAAACCAGACCUGUAAAUUCAAUUCCAAAUAUCAGAGUCCUCAGCCUGCAAUUUCUGUCCCACAAAGGCCCUUACUGGGGCAGCAGGAACCCCAUGCUCAGCCUCUGCAUCUGCAAUAUCCCAGGAGCCCCAGAAAACCAGUCUGCCGUAUUCUGGGAGGAACAGUCGUGCCCAAUAAGACAGCAAGGGCAGUGCAGGGAAGACUCUUGCAGUUCAGCAGAUGCUCUUCCCAAGACAACAGGCUACUUUCCAGCAGUUCCCAGGGGGACCACCAGAUGAGCUGGUUCAGUGACCUCAAUCUUGGAUGUUCAGAGACCCCUCUAUGCAAGGAGGCAGGAAAGAAUUUGCUCUAUGACCUGGGUUUUGAUAGCAGUGAUGAUGAUGGCUUCUGACCAGCCCACAGUUGAUUUAUUGGUCUCAGCUAGAAAGACAAAUCGCAGGACAUUUGGGCUGGCCAAGAGCAGAAAGUCCCUGAAGCCUGCCAAGUACCCUAGAGUCAGAGGCCCUGCUGAGGUGGGGUCAAUGGGCACGAGGGGAGGGAAGGUCCAGCACUCUGGGUACCAGACGCUGCCCAUGACAAGGAUUAAGUGCAUCCUUACUUGUUGGAAUGAAAUGUGAAAAUGGUGGUGAUGAGAGCUGAGGCAGCAGCCUGGUGGUGGUGGUGCAUCUGGAGCAGGGUGCCUGUACUUGGCGAAAGGCGGGCAGGCCUCCUUAUGGAAUACUGUGUAGCAGAAGGGCUCUCAUAAAACUUGCUGUGGCAGCAUGACUCCAAACAACAUUUUUGGGUCUUUAAAAUAUUCCCUACACAUGACCAAUACAUUUUCAGGCCUCAGGAUUUUUUUCUUUAUUUUUAGCCACUUACGUUGUCAGUUUGCAUUUUUUGAUCAGUAGACAUACACCCUAAAUCUUCUUGUGAACAGAGAAAAUGAUAAGCCUGACAGUGAAAGAGAUGACAUGCACUAGCAAAUGUCCAGAGCAUCACUGCUCACAAGCCAUUUUUCUUCCUGGGUGCUUUUUCCCUUGUCCUGUUUUUCAAGCACUUUCUUAAAACUAGUAGUAUUGUAGACCUUGUAUUAUUUCUGAAGAGCAGUGGGCUUAUAUGGGACUUUGGCUUUCCUUUUAUAUCUUGCUGAAGUUUUUUGAA
Messenger RNA from Rhinopithecus roxellana (golden snub-nosed monkey), 2017 nucleotides. Its product is annotated as interactor of HORMAD1 protein 1-like. The record is from RefSeq and is a predicted model, not a curated record. Gene Ontology annotation, cellular component: condensed nuclear chromosome. Gene Ontology annotation, biological process: homologous chromosome pairing at meiosis; meiotic DNA double-strand break formation; DNA recombination. Lineage: Eukaryota; Metazoa; Chordata; Mammalia; Primates; Cercopithecidae.